Messenger RNA from Suhomyces tanzawaensis NRRL Y-17324, 1545 nucleotides. It is a transcript of the gene TRP2, whose product is annotated as anthranilate synthase. The transcript is spliced from 2 exons. Bases 1 to 1545 code for a protein of 514 amino acids. Gene Ontology annotation, biological process: L-tryptophan biosynthetic process. Gene Ontology annotation, molecular function: anthranilate synthase activity. Lineage: Eukaryota; Fungi; Ascomycota; Pichiomycetes; Serinales; Debaryomycetaceae. The record is from RefSeq and is a predicted model, not a curated record.
AUGGUGUCUCCUAUCCAACCCUCCCUUGGGGCUUUGGCAUCGAUCGUGGCUUCUGACCAGUCCAGAGCCGACAAGCCAAACCUUUAUCCAAUUUUCAAGUAUGUGGCCAACGAGGACUUGACCGUACACCAAGCCUACUUGAGAUUGGCUCGUUUGAACGAUUCUGGACGCUCGGAGUCGUUCUUAUUCGAGUCUGCAGUCAACGGUGAUACCGUUGACAGAUACUCAUUCAUCGGGAUCAAGCCUAAGAAGAUCAUCAAGACUGGAGACAUUCCAGAAGUUUAUGGUGACGAGCUCAGCAACGUUGACCCAAUCACUGUGUUAGAGAAGGAAUUGAAGAACUACAACCAAGCACAGUUGCCAGGACUUCCAAAGUUCAGCGGUGGGGCCGUUGGUUACAUCUCGUACGAUUGUAUUAAGUACUUCGAGCCCAAGACAAAGAGACCAAUGGAAGACGUAUUGAAGGUCCCUGAAGCUGUGUUGAUGUUGUGUGACUUGUUGAUAGUUUUUGAUCACGUUUACCAAAGAUUUCAAAUCAUCAACAACGUCAAGGUUGCUGGAUCAGACAUCGAAGACAGUUACAACAAGGCCAGCGACGAGAUCAACAACGUGGAAAAGAUCUUGAAGGACCACAGUGUUGGCGAUAACAUCUACCCUGAGCAGGGUCCUAUCAAGUUGGGCCAAGACUUCACCUCCAACAUUGGACAGGCUGGGUACGAAAACCACGUUACCACCUUGAAGAAGCACAUCUUGAAGGGAGAUAUCAUCCAGGCUGUUCCUUCACAAAGAGUGGCCAGGCCCACCUCCUUACAUCCAUUCAACAUAUACCGUCACCUCAGAUCUGUGAACCCAUCGCCAUACUUGUUUUACAUCGACUUGGUGGACUUCCAGAUUAUUGGUGCUUCUCCCGAACUCUUGGUCCAAACUGACGCCAAGGGCAAGGUGGUCACCCACCCUAUUGCUGGUACCAUCAUGAGAGGCAAGACCAACGAGGAAGAUGAGGCCAAUGCCGAUAUUUUAAGAUCCAGUUUGAAGGACAGAGCUGAACACAUCAUGUUGGUGGAUUUGGCCAGAAACGACGUCAACAGAAUAUGUGAGCCAACUUCCAAUAGCGUGGACAAGCUUCUUACCAUUCAACGUUUCUCUCAUGUCAUGCAUCUUGUUUCUGAGGUCAGUGGGACUUUGAGACCAGAUAAGACCCGUUUCGAUGCCUUCAGAUCCAUUUUCCCUGCCGGGACUGUGAGUGGAGCCCCCAAGGUCAGAGCCAUGGAGCUCAUUGCCGAAUUGGAGAAGGAAAAGAGAGGUGUGUACGCUGGGGCUGUGGGACACUGGGGUUACGACGGCAAGACCAUGGACACCUGUAUUGCCUUGAGAACCAUGGUCUACAAGGAUGGAGUGGCAUACUUGCAAGCCGGUGGAGGAAUUGUUUUUGACAGUGACGAGUAUGACGAAUACAUUGAGACCAUGAACAAGAUGAAGGCCAACAACAACACUAUUGUGGAGGCCGAGAAGAUCUGGGCCGAAAAGGUAGGCGAGGCCAAGUGA